Molecule: messenger RNA, 1077 nt
Organism: Fusarium poae
Lineage: Eukaryota; Fungi; Ascomycota; Sordariomycetes; Hypocreales; Nectriaceae
Exons: 1
Coding region: 1-1077 (358 amino acids)
Molecular function (GO): hydrolase activity
Source: RefSeq, a predicted model, not a curated record
AUGAACUACCCUUAUCCCUACUCGCAAGCAGCAGAGCUUGACAAGAGGAUCCAAAUUCCUCGACCUUGCUAUGAUGCGGCUCUCGCCCCAAUGCUCGACUAUGCUUCAUUGCCUGAAGAGUUCAGUCUUGAUUUGAUGCGCGGUGUCGCAGCAGGUGAACAGGAAUGCCCCCAUGGUUCACACACCUACAAUGCAGAGAGUGUGCUCAAAGACCAGCCUCACUUGACUCAUGCUGAACAUGUUGUCACUGGCCCUGACAAUAACGACGUCAUUCUCUCUGUGUUCACACCAAAAGAAAAAGCAAAGUCACCUCGCCCAGCCUUGUACCACAUACACGGUGGAGGCAUGGUCAGCGGUGACAGAUUCACUGCCUUGACCCAAGUGAUCGACCUCCUGGCGGGUAUCGAUUGCGUUGUUGUUUCUGUCGAGCACCGUCUUGCACCUGAGACGCGUGCACCUGGUCCAGCUGAGGACUGUUACGCUGGCCUUGUAUGGGUUUCCGAAAAUGCAGCGAGCUUAGGGAUUGAUCCUGCAGCAAUCGCAGUGUUCGGUGUCUCUGGUGGAGGCGCCCUAGCUGCUGCCACAUGUCUCAUGGCUCGAGACAGAAAGUCCCCAGCCGUGCCCAUCAAGGCUCAGAUGCUUUACUCACCUUUGCUUGAUGAUCGCUGCGAGAGCCUGGCGGACCAACAAUUUGAGUACGGCAAUCCUGCUCCUACAAACUGGCUUCGCGCAAUCUGGGAUCACAUUCUUGGAGAUGAACGUGGGUCUGAAAAUGUCACUCCCUACCAAGCUCCCGCCAGAGAGACAGAUCUUUCGAACCUUCCUCCAGCGUACAUUGACGCCGGAGAAUGCGAAGUCUUCCGCGAUGUUGCUGUCGCCUACGCUACCAACCUGUGGCGUUGCGGAUCUACAUGCGAACUGCACAUCUGGCCUGGAGCCUUCCAUGGGUUCGAUAUGAUGGACGAUCCGCAGAUACCACUGAUCAAUAUUGCCAACAAAGCAAAGGCCAAUUGGUUCAAGAGGGUCUUGACGACCGAGACCAAGCCAACGACUCCUACAAUUGCCCAUGCAGGAUAG